Rotaria sp. Silwood1 is the source of this 1107-nucleotide messenger RNA. NCBI's taxonomy places the organism in Eukaryota, Metazoa, Rotifera, Eurotatoria, Philodinida, Philodinidae. The record is from the annotation of a GenBank genome assembly.
AUGUUUCAAACAGAAGCUCUUAUUGAUACAUCAAUUUUGCCAUCUGAUAUCAUGUCAUUACGUGACGUUAAAUUUUUUGAUUUUGUUCGAAAAGAAGCUGGUGAUGCUGCUGUUGAUCUUUUUGAAAUUCAAAGUAUCAAUUGUGUUAAAUCUUUGUUGAUGACAGCUGAUGUUUAUUGUAUUAUGAAUUUGAAAAGCAAAGCUUUAGAUUGUUUUAAAAAUAAACAUGGUUUUAUGCUUGAUGAUGAUACAUUCAUUAUAAAACCUGGUAUAAAAGGAAAUGUAGACUAUCUUAUUGAUUUAUUAAAACAAAAAUGUACUGAUGAUGCAAAGUUAACAAAAUCUUCAAAACGUAAUCAAUCAUCACCACCAUUAGAUAGAACCAUAAACACAUCCUCAACUACCACAGAAUCAACAAUGGCGGUUUUAUCGAGUAAUUCAUCAAAUAUUGUCACAUCAAAAUCUUUAAACUUAUCACUCGAUGAACAUAAAACUUAUAUAAAUAAUACAUUGAACAAUUGGUGUAAAAAUAAUGAAUCAAGAUUUAAUUUGUCAAAUUUGUCCUUGAUUGAAGGUCAACAUUACUCUAUUUCCAUAUUAAAUGAUGCAAGUGGUGUAUUAAAAGCUAAUAUAAAAUGUUGUUGUAACAAAUGGAUAUCAUUAACAAAUAAUCGUGGCAAAUUUCAACUAUCAAACUUUUACAGGCAUUUACAAGAUUUUCGUAAUAAUAAUACAUGUGAUAAAAUGAAAGAAUUAAUAAAAAAUUGUAAGCUGAUUUCAUCAAUAACUGCAGAUAAUCAACAAUCUUUUACAUGUUCAGAUACUUUACCAGAUCAAGAAUCAUCAUCAGAUAAUCAACAAUCAUUUACAUCAUCAGAUACUGCACCAGAUCACGAAUCAUCAUCAGAUACUACACCAGAUCACGAAUCAUCAUCAAAUGCGAUAUUACUUAAUUCUACGUCUAUCUCUAUAACAACCGAUGAUCAUGAAAGUCUUGAACAACCUUCGCCAUUAUUAAAAAGUAAAAGUAGAGCGAAAAGAAAGCUUCAUUCAGUAGAAUCAUCUUAUAAUACGAAAGAAGUUGUAAAAAGAACGAGAAGACAAUAA